GCUGCAGUGAGUGCAACGAGAUCCUGGUCGACCUGAUAUACUUCUACAAGGACGGCAACAUCUACUGCGGCAGACAUUACGCAGAUCGCAUGAAGCCCCGCUGUGCAGCCUGCGACGAGCUGAUAUUUGCGAGGGAGUACACACAGGCGGAAGACCAGAACUGGCACAUCAAGCACUUCUGCUGCUGGAACUGUGACACGCCGCUAGGGGGACAACACUACGUAGCCAAAGACAGCAAACCCUACUGCCUCGGCUGCUACGAAAACAUACUUGCCAAGAGCUGCCUGACGUGUGGUAAGAAGAUCCCGGCGAACGUGCAGCGACUCAGCCACAAGGACAUGCACUGGCACGCCACGGCCACCUGCUUUGCCUGUUCCGCGUGCAAGCAGAGCCUGCUCGAGAAACAGUUCAUGGUCAAGCAAGGUCUGAUUUUCUGCAGCGUAAAGUGCAAGCGCGAGAUGCUGAAGCACGUCACGCCUGUGUAGGGGGCGCCGGCGGCAAGUGCCGCCGCGGGAGAGUGUAUAGGGGGCAGCACUGAUGGUGAGACUCUACGUAGGGGGCGACACCGAGGGUGAGACUGCGUAGGGGGCGACACUGGCAGCAAGUCUGCAUAUAGGGGGCAGCACUGACGACGAGAAUCUACAUAGGGGGCGAACACUGGUGGCGAGUCUGCGUGUAGGGGGCGCCACCGACAGAGAGUGUAUAGGUGGCAGCACUGACGAUGAGUCGCGUCGUAGGGGGCGACACUGAUGGUAAGACUUGGGUUAGGGAGUGGCACGGUGAACAGACAUGAUGGCAAACUGUUUCGCGGGGCAGGGGAACAAGACAAGUUACUACUCAGAUGUGAGGUGGCUCUCUCAUUGUGUCUUUUAAGAGGUUUUACUAAAUGCAAUCAUAUAUAUAUUGUGGCGAAGACGGCAUCUGUGUAUAUAUUCAUGCGUGCAUGUGCAUGUCUGUGUGUGUGUGUGUACGUGCGCGUUACUAGGGUGUGUAUGUGAGUGCGUGCGUGC
Priapulus caudatus is the source of this 1010-nucleotide messenger RNA. Its product is annotated as testin-like. NCBI's taxonomy places the organism in Eukaryota, Metazoa, Priapulida, Priapulimorpha, Priapulimorphida, Priapulidae. The record is from RefSeq and is a predicted model, not a curated record. The coding region runs from base 90 to 485 and encodes 131 amino acids. The transcript has 3 exons.